Molecule: messenger RNA, 1944 nt
Organism: Sebastes umbrosus (honeycomb rockfish)
Lineage: Eukaryota; Metazoa; Chordata; Actinopteri; Perciformes; Sebastidae
Gene: spaw
Product: southpaw
Exons: 3
Coding region: 333-1601 (422 amino acids)
Biological process (GO): BMP signaling pathway; SMAD protein signal transduction
Cellular component (GO): extracellular region
Molecular function (GO): growth factor activity; type I activin receptor binding; cytokine activity
Source: RefSeq, a predicted model, not a curated record
AUGGCUGAACAGCAUUUAAAGUGUUAUUCGUUAAUGGAUUUUUACGUUUCAAAAGGAUUAGACUCCUGAGUGAAUGUAAAAGGCCAGGCAGUUUGACAAGACAAUGACCUUGGCUAAAUGUUUUCUUUCUCUCUCCCCCUCCGGUGUGCUCUGGUGAUCAGAGGGGCUGUUCAGAUGCCUGGAGUGGUCAGGGGUCAUCAAAGGGCAGCUGUCCACUAUAAAGGGGCCUGUCUGGAGCGCCGUCUGCACAUGGCAUCAUUUCAGCCUGAGACCAGCUGGAAGAAGGAAGGAGAUCUUUGCCUCGCACUCUCUCUCUCAUGAUUUUAGACUAGAUGUUGUGGGUUUCAGUUAAAAUGGAAGUCCUGACGGUUUUCUGCACAUUCCUCCUCUGCUCGUUUGGAGUUGUUUUCUCCACUCAGGGUCACAGAUAUCUCACAGGCAUCGAGACCAGUUUAGCACUCAGAAAUCUCUCAUUUAAUCAUCGCAGCAGAUACCCUCUGUACAUGAUGCAGCUGUACCGCUCCUUCAGGACUGCCGAUACCUCGUCGUCAGUAGCUGUCAGCACCGUUACAAUGCAAGGCGACAACCCGUCAGCGCACAGUUCGGACUCCGUCCUCAGUCUGAUGGCCAAAGGUUGCCAUCAAGUGGGUGAAAGAUGGACAGUCACGUUUGACAUGUCAUCCAUCUCUGCUAGUGAGCUUGUCCAGCUGGCAGAACUUCGGAUCAGACUACCAGCUUUCUCUGGCUCCAAGCGUGCCACCGUGGAUUUAUAUCACUCCAGAAAGCAGAGUUGUGACCUGGACAGCACAUCAUGCCAGGAUGAGCAGCUUUUCCUGGGGAGCUUUGGCACAUCAGCCAGCAGCACAAAGUCAGCAUGGAAGGUUUUUAAUGUGACUGCUCUGUUGAAAUACUGGCUGUACCAGGGAGAUGGAGUGGCGAGCCAAGAGGCCUCAGGAGAACCUGAGGCGGACCAUGGGAGCGGUGCUGGGAAUGAAGGCGAGAUCACUGACAAGUCCCUCUUCAAGAAUAUGGGAUUGAGGCAGAGAAAAAAACACCAUCAAACCACGAACAGGGUAAUGAUGGUCAUUUUCUCCAAACACAACCUGCCCCAGGAAGGCAACACAGCACACAGUCUCAUUCACACUGUGGAGAACUCCAAGUACGUGAUGAUGGACAGAGUCAGCGGUGACAGUCAAAGUCGACGCCACAAGAGGAACAGGAUGGAGAGGAUGAGGGUGGCUGCAGGAGCUUCAACGACUCCUGCACCAGCAGCAGAGGCGGCCCAGAAGCCGCUGUGUCGGAAGGUAGACAUGUGGGUGGACUUUGAGCACAUCGGCUGGGACGAGUGGAUCGUGCACCCGAAGCGCUACAAUGCAUUUCGCUGUGAGGGAGAGUGUCCUACACCGCUGGAUGACUCCUUCAGCCCUACCAACCACGCAUACAUGCAGAGCCUCUUGCAAUAUCACCAUCCAGAGAGAGUAUCCUGCCCGUCCUGUGUGCCGACGCGCCUCAGCCCGCUCUCCAUGCUCUACUACGAGAGCGAUGAUUUGGCCCUGCGGCAUCACGAGGAUAUGAUUGUUGAAGAGUGUGGAUGUCACUGAAGGCCAGCACACCAGCGGUUUCACUGCAGUCACAAGAGCAACUAGUGACGGAGCAUCAUCUUGAACUGAAAUUGAACUGCUUCUUUACUGUUUUCAUGUAAACAUUAAUGUUUAAAUAUUAAAUUUAAAGUUCCUAGUCAUGGCUUCUAAACAAAUGAUUUUUAAGUUUGAAUGACAAUCUAUUUCAUCCAUACUGGGUGGUACACAGCAGUAUAUAUCUUUAGUAAGGAGGAAGCUCCAUUAUGCAAAUGUUACAUGUUGUAUCUAUUUAUACAUUAUAAUGUAUAUUUUGUACAUAAAAUAUGAAAACAUAUAUUAAAACAUUUUAUUUUGACAUGAUUGU